Amphiprion ocellaris (clown anemonefish) is the source of this 5571-nucleotide messenger RNA. It is a transcript of the gene git2b, whose product is annotated as G protein-coupled receptor kinase interacting ArfGAP 2b. The transcript has 20 exons. Gene Ontology annotation, molecular function: GTPase activator activity; protein binding. Bases 93 to 2309 code for a protein of 738 amino acids. The record is from RefSeq and is a predicted model, not a curated record. NCBI's taxonomy places the organism in Eukaryota, Metazoa, Chordata, Actinopteri, Pomacentridae. Gene Ontology annotation, biological process: regulation of ARF protein signal transduction; brain development.
CGGACUAUCCCUGUCUUAUCUUUGCGUAGCUGCGGUGCAACGUAUCUCGCAAAUAUUUGCUCUUCCUGGAGUCGGAGGAUUUCUCUUCGGGGAUGUCAAAGCGAGUGCGAAGCAGAGAGGUCUGCGCUGAUUGCAGUGCUCCGGAGCCUCGCUGGGCCUCAGUUAACAGGGGUGUGUUGAUCUGCGAUGAGUGCUGCAGCAUCCAUCGAGGUCUUGGGCGACACAGCUCUCAAGUCCGACAUCUGACUCACUCUACGUGGCCACCCUCACAGCUGCAGAUGGUCCAGACACUGUAUGGUAAUGGAGCCAAUUCAAUAUGGGAACAUAGCCUUCUGGAUCCUUCCUCUUCAGUGAGUGGGAAGCGUAAAGCCAACCCACAGGACAGAGUUCACCCCAACAAGACAGAAUUCAUCAAGGCAAAAUAUCAGAUGUUGGCCUACGUCCAUCGGAUGCCUUGUCGGGAGGAUGACAGUGUAACCGCAAAAGACCUCAGCAAGCAACUUCAUUCCAGUGUUCGGACGGGCAACCUGGAAACCUGCCUGAGACUCUUAUCUUUAGGAGCUCAGGCCAACUUUUUCCAUCCAGAGAAAGGAAACACACCACUACACAUAGCAGCAAAAGCAGGUCAAAUGUUGCAAGCAGAACUGUUGGCAGUUUAUGGAGCUGAUCCUGGAGCUCUGGACUCCAGUGGAAAGACCCCCAUUGAUUAUGCGAGACAAGCUGGACAUCAGGAGCUGGCAGAGAGGCUAGUGGAGAUACAGUAUGAACUCACUGACCGGUUAACAUUUUACCUUUGUGGUAGAAGACCGGAUCACAGAAAUGGGCAACACUUCAUCAUUCCACAGAUGGCCGACAGCAGUCUGGAUUUGUCCGAAUUUGCAAAAGCUGCAAAGAAGAAGCUGCAGUCGCUAAGUAACCAUCAGUUUGAAGAACUUGCCAUGGAUGUAUAUGAUGAAGUUGACAGAAGAGAAACAGAUGCAGUUUGGUUGGCAACUCAGAACCACAGCACACUUGUAACAGACACUACAGUUGUGCCUUUUCUGCCAGUGAAUCCUGAAUACUCGUCUACUAGAAACCAGGGUCGUCAAAAAUUGGCAAGGUUUAGUGCUCAUGAAUUUGCAACGCUGGUCAUCGAUAUUCUAACGGAUGCGAAACGAAGGCAGUGGGGUAAUUCCUGUGACAGUCCGAAAGAGAAUGUAGAGCUGAUCCUUCAGGGAAUAGGCAGUCGCCAUAACAGCGAGAGCCAGGAGAAUGACCAGCCAGAUUACGACAGUGUGGCAUCAGAUGAAGAUCCUGUGCAAGAGGCCACAUGUGGGGACAGCUGCAACGAUGGAAGGACCAAGAGCUCAGAGUCUUCUGACCUGUCUGAUGGACCAAUCACAGUACAGGAAUUUAUGGAGGUGAAGAGCGCCCUCACUGCGUCAGAAGCCAAAAUACAGCAGCUGCUCAAAGUCAACUGUCACCUUAGUGAAGAGCUGCGGUUGAUGCAGACCAAGCUGAACUCCCUGCAGACUGAAAACACAACGCUGCGAUGGCAAACCCCCAGCGGACAACAACAACCCCAGGGGCCCUUUGGUCGACACCCGCCCCGCGGAGGUCGCGCCAUAUCCAUGUAUGAGACGGGCUCCACUCCGAGGCAGUACCCCCAUCGGGUCGAAACAGCUCGGCAUGACGAUGGUGUUGUUUUACAACCCUUCCCGACCAAUAUUGGUAGGGGUCCUUUGGGGACGGCUGCUUCCUCCCUCCCUACCUUCCCCUCUUCCCUGUCCUGGUCGUGGGAUGAGAGAUCUCGAAGGGGCUGUAGUCUGGAGGGACAGAGUACCAUGCUGGAGAAUGACUAUGACACUACACCUAACCACUCUGAACUGGAGGACGCUGGGAGCCCUCUUCCAGCCUCUGAAGCUGUGGAAACAGAGGAGGAGGGUGAAGAAGACGCGACCCUGCCUUGCACAGAGGAUGUCAUCUGUAAGACUGAGCAGAUCACUAAGAACAUCCAGGAACUUCUGAGAGCUGCCCAGGAGACCAAACAUGAAAGCUUUUUGCCUUGCUCUGAAAAGAUCUGCAUGGCUGUGACAGAGAUGGCUGCCCUGUUUCCUAAGAGGCCGUCCUCGGAGACAGUGCGAGGGUCUCUGUGUCUGCUGACUUCCAGUGCCAGCCGGCUCCACGGGGAGUGCCAGAAGGCCGCAGAGCACAACCCCUGCCCAUCAGACAUCCAGCUGGUCACUCAGCAGGUCAUCCAGUGCGCCUAUGACAUUGCCAAAGCUGCCAAGCAACUUGUUACUGUGACAACCAAAGAAAACAACAACUAACUUAAAAACCCCCAAAGACCUUCUGAUGCACUCACAGUUUAACAGUUAGGUUGCUACUCUUUCCUCUUAAUCAGUGUUUCAUUUUCUUUUUUUGUUUUUCCAUAUUAACCACUGUAAGUGUUCACAUACAUUCCUUAAGGUGGGAAAAAAAGGAUAUGGAUCAAUCAAAAGCUUUAGCGCAGCACAGCAGUAAAAACGUACUAAAAGAUCUUCGAGAAAACCUGUUACUGUUCAUCACCUGUUAAAUUUAAUCCACUCGAUUUCCAAAAGUGCAAUGUUGCAUGUCUGUGUAAAACAGUUAGAACCACUAGCAGCUGCAGAGCUUUUUACAGUUUACUUUGUCCACAGUACUUUAGUGGACAGCAGAGGUUGUUAGUUGUGCUGCUUGAGGUCUGGUUUCCUGCCUGUCAGAGAGGACCAAAAAUCAUCAAGACGUCAGGCAUCAAGGAUCAGAACAGAUGGACCUCAGAGUAACACUGGCUCACAUUCUUAUGCUGGUUUAAGUGUCUUUUUUCUUGACAGUAUUUGAGUAAUCGUUAUGGCGCUAGCUUAAAAUGUUUGUUUCGUCGGCAAACUGUGAUCAUAAAAACAGCUUCAGUGUAUUGAGCACCGUGUAGGUUCAGCAGCAGCACUACCAGUGUGCAAAGUUUCACUCCAUCCAGCAACUCCAGCAGGUAAUUUUACAUUUCAGUCCCUCCGCUCUGGUUGAAAAUGUGUUUAUAAGUAAAGUAUCAGUAGUUUUUGAAGUUCCAAUGUUACAGCCAUACUUAUGAUGUUGUGUGUGUGCGGGUGUGUGAGUGGGUCAAAGUUUCCCACAGUUUCCCUCCGUGGCCUGUGGAAAAUCCAUUUUGAAUCAAUUUUAAUAGCAUUAUGCAAAUAUGUAAGAUGUAUGUAUCCAUGUAAUUCUUUAUCAGAAUAACCCAAAUGCUAUUCUAUUUAUAAACUGUAUGUCAUACCUCUAAGAAAAUAUCAAUGUUUAUUUUCAUAAGCUUUUUGUUCGACAUGAUGCUCCUCACAGGCUAACGUUUGUUCUGAGGUUUGGGACGUCUCAGCUGGCAGUUAGUUAUAAGGCAACUUGUGAUCUCUGUUUAUUCGGUGUGGUGCUGUAACUCCAGUGUUUUAGAUGCUUCCUGUGGUCCAACACGCCGUGGUUUACAGCCAGUGAUAAAGUAACUGUCCUCAGAGUUAGAGUUCCUGAUGUAGAACACCAGUCUAAUGUGACACUCGUUGUGAGCCGGAUGGGUUUGAACCUGGGCUGGAAAGAGGACGAGAAUACGCCGCACAACUGCAGGUAGAAAAAUCUGUUGUUUGGUUACAUCUGAUCAGCAUUCAAAAGCCAAAACAAAUUCAGUAAAAAAUGUGUGAGCUCUCCUGUAAGCAGCUUCUCUCCUGUUCAGUGUUUAUUUCCAAAGUCUUUCUGAAGAAAACUUUCUUCAAGUCAAGGCACCUUUACUGGUAUUGCUCAUUUAAAACAAAAGAGGUUGGACCAAGAGGCCUUCCAUUUGAGACUCAAUUUUAUUUACAUGAAAGAAUUAAAAGUAAGAAUUAAAAUCCGCUCAGGUUACUUUAAUCACAGCAUAAGUCAUCUUUGGGUUCCCCCACAUGUCAAGGUGAAAACCUCACAACACCACAGAGAGAAACCCUUUGAUUCUCAGGAAGCUGGCUAAGGAUGUAAAAGAAUUUAAAUAUCUGAAAGUAUUAGUAUUAAGAUGUCCUUAAACCAUCUUCAACAUAUUUUAUUGCCACUGCUAAAGUUGUAAAAGUGUUUUGUUUUUGACUUUUUUUGACACAAAGAUGGAAUUUUGUCUCAAGGUUAACUUAAAAGCUUUUUUUUAGGAGCUUUCACUUGAAUCUCAAGUUUUCACAGUGGUCAAGGAGAUCAUUUUGUUAAUUUCAUUCCUUUUUCAAGACACCUUUAUCAGUUUUUAACCCUUUGAUGCGUAGACCACAUCAGGGGAUACCCAUUUUCCAUUGGAUUUGGGUCACUUUUGACCCAGGUUAUGCAUCAAAGGGUUAAAUAUGUUUUGCAGACUACCUUGUAAUGACCAAUUACUUUGACUUGGCUUAAUCCCAUUGAUGUUUUCGUUUAAAAUGACCUGAAAUCCUGAUGGAAAACUACAUAACUUUUUCAAAACUACAUGAUAAUUGUAACGGCUGAAACAUAAAACACAUAUAGUCCAUUAUACAAUAUUUAUCCUUCUUAGACAAGUCAUAAUUGGACCAAGAAACACUAUUUGGAUGGACCCCUAUGAAAAAAUUUUAUAGUAGCUUUAUUUCAGAAGCAGUCAUCUGGACCUCGUUGCCAAAUAUUUUGCUCAGUUGUCAAGGAGAUAAUUUAGUUAAUUGUCUGUGUACUUAUAUAUUUGUAAAAAAAAAAAAAAAAAAAAAAGUACUUUUUUUUGCAUUUUUUAAACAAGGCUAUUCUGGGGGAAAACACCUUUAAAACUUAAUAUAGUGGCUUUUUGAGGGAGUUUUAUUUUGCAUUUGUAUGUUUAUGUUUUUUAAAAAUGUCCACAGUAUUAUCAAGGUAAAACAGAAAAUAAAUACACAAUAUGUAUAAUGAAAUAAAAUUAAAUAAAACAACCAAACCAAAUCCACAACCUAACAUAAUGUUUAAAAAAAACUUUUUUAAAGUACAUUUUUUAAACUAUUCUGAGGAGGAAAAGAAUCACUUUUCUAACUUAAUAUAGUGGCUUUUUGAGGCUGCUUUAAUUUGGAUCUCAUUGUCAAGGAGAUCCUUUUGUCAAGUACAUUUUUUGUUACCUCUAUUUUCCCCCAAUUUUUAAAAUUUUUUAACUGUUUUGUGUGUUGUUCAAGUGGAUGCAGGGUUAUUUUCAUUUAAAUUAAUUUGACUUUAACUAUAUAAAAACACAAAACCCAGCCAUCAGUCCAUUAUACAACAUUUAUCUUUCUAACACACCACACCAGUUAAGACUAUUUUUAAGAGGAAAAACAUCUGAAAAGCUGAUAGUUGUUAAUUAAUAGCAAGAAUGUGCUAUGAGAGCAUUGACUACUACACACAGAACAAAGCCAUUUAAGUAACCUACAAUACUACAUUUAAACUCACUCUAAAAUAAAGUGAAAUGAUAGAUUUUUAAACUAUUACUAAACAAACUACUGAGUUCUAACAGUGACAGUGCAAGUAUUCAGUUACUAACCAGCCUGGUGUCAAACCUGCCAUUUAACUCCCUGUAACCUGGAGCCUCUGUGCUUGGAAACAAUCCCUUGCCUUAGAUAUAAUAAAGUAUAAUUCAUACCUCUA